This is a messenger RNA of Saccoglossus kowalevskii, 604 nucleotides long. Its product is annotated as beta-galactoside alpha-2,6-sialyltransferase 2-like. Lineage: Eukaryota; Metazoa; Hemichordata; Enteropneusta; Harrimaniidae. The record is from RefSeq and is a predicted model, not a curated record.
AUGAAAAAACGCGUGUUUCUUCUUCUGAUUGCAAUCACUGUGUGCAGCUUAACAGCCCAUCUGAUGUUUCUAUGGAGAUCCAGCAUUCCACAGACACCAUCACGGACUACGUUAGCCCCUGCACGUAACAUUCAAAACGAUUCGCCUCAAGUAAAACAAGGCAAUCCUGAUUUAAGGAAGAUUCUACAUGAUUACGACAAACAGUUUAAAGAACAACCUGCGAAUGCUCAUGAGGCUGUUCUGCGACUGAACAAUGCCCCCACUGACAGAUACGAGGAAUCAGUGGGAAGGAAAACCUCAAUUCACCUAUUUAACAGUAAAUGUUUUAAUAAAGAAGCACAUAUUAACAACACAGAGGCCAUGUUUGUAAACACCACACUCGUCAUGUGGCAAACUGGCCCAUAUAAUGGUAAUUUGUACAAGUGGUAUCAACUAAAACCAGUUAAAUUGAUGUUAGACAAGUACAUAGCGUGGAGAAAAGUGUUUCCGUCACCGGAUUUCUACGUUAUACAUCCAAGAUCUCUAUGGUUUGCGUGGGAUGCUCUCGAGUACUUCAAUAAAGGAAACCCUAUCAAAAAGAUCGUGCCGUCAUCUGGAUUCACAG